GAUAUCAGCAUUUUGAACUCCAGAAGUGGGUCACCUAGGUAUUUUCUAAGCAUGCCAAAUCUUUCACUAUCUCUAGAGUCUUAAGGUUCCAACUUAAAUGGGAAAUAAAGAGCAGUUGUCCUGUGGAACAUUACUCUUAUAAAGCAUCCAUCACUUUCCAACUGCUAUUAUACCUGUUCAGUUGAACUUACAUUCUAGGAAACUCCAAGGUUCAUCUUCCCAAACUCCAGCUCUCUCAUCUUAGUAAACUAAUGCUGUAAGUUCCCAUUCUUGACUUGAACUCAGAAAUGGGUGGGAAGCAGAACCUCUUAAUAUUGUUGCUCAGUUCCAUUCUUAUCACUGUCUGUGGUGAUAUAACAAUUCAGUCUAACAUCCUGCUGCAAGUAAAGUCUGAAGUGAUCGAUCCACGAGGACUUCUUAGGAGCUGGUCAUCAGACACUGAUCUUUGCAGAAACUGGAAUGGAGUUUCAUGCUUUGUAGGCGAGACCCAAGACCUUGUGAGUCUGAACCUGUCGAGCAAUGGGCUCUCUGGUUCCAUAUCUUCAAAGAUUGGACAACUUACUUCUCUUCAGGUUCUUGAUUUAUCGUUGAAUUCUUUUUCUGGGCCAAUCCCUUGGGAGCUUAGCUUUCUCAAGAACCUGCAGGAGUUGCUUCUCUACUCAAAUUUUUUAUCAGGAUCGAUCCCUCCUGAGCUUGGCAUUUUGAAGAAGCUCAAAGUUCUGAGAAUAGGAGAUAAUCUGUUGUCAGGAGGGAUACCACCACAACUCAGCAACUGCACUGCAUUGGAAACACUAGCUCUUGCUUCCUGCCAACUAAAUGGAAGCAUUCCAAUGGAAUUCCGCAGUUUGAAGCGACUCAAUAUUCUCAACUUACAGCAGAACAGUCUCAGUGGCAUACUACCUGAAGAGAUUGCUGAUUGCAAGGAUCUCCAAGUUCUUUCAGUAGCUGACAACAAUCUACAAGGGAAUAUCCCUCCUUCAAUUGGGAGACUCUCUGCAUUGCAAACUCUUAAUCUUGCCAAUAACCGGUUCUCUGGAUUGAUUCCUACUGAACUCAGAAAUCUUUCGAAUCUAAAUUAUCUGUAUUUGCUUGGCAAUGGCCUCAGCGGCGGGAUCCCAGUGGAGCUGAACCAAUUAAGCCAGCUUCAAAUCUUAGACUUGUCUCAGAACAAUCUUUCAGGUACUAUCAAUCUCUCAACUAGCAAUCUCAAGAAUCUCGAGUAUCUAGUUCUCUCGAACAACUUCUUGGAGGGAGGAAUCUCUCUUGAUCUCUGCCCUGGUAGCUCGAGCUUGGAGAACCUGUUCGUUGCAGAGAACAAUUUAACUGGCUCCUUUGAUGCACUGCUGAAUUGCACUUCUCUGAAAUCGCUCGAUAUCUCAAAUAAUAGUUUCAAUGGAGUGUUUCCUUCAAAUAUCGAUCGCCUUUCAAAACUAACCAAUUUGUUGCUCCACAACAACAGUUUUGUUGGAAAUCUACCUCCCGAAAUUGGAAAUCUUAGCAAUCUCGAGAUGCUGUCACUCUUUCACAAUAGCCUCACUGGUGGAAUUCCUGCAGAGAUUGGCAGAUUGCAGAGGUUAACUCUCUUUCAUUUGUAUGAAAACCAGAUGUCUGGAAUAAUCCCGCAAGAACUUACGAACUGCACGAGCUUGGAGGAGGUGGAUUUCUUUGGCAAUCACUUCACAGGUGAGAUUCCCGUCACAAUUGGAAGGCUCAAGAAUCUUGUUGUGCUUCAGUUGAGGCAGAAUGAGCUCUCGGGUCCAAUUCCAGCAAGCUUGGGCUACUGCCAUCAACUUCAGGAUUUAGCCUUGGCUGAUAACAAGCUUUCAGGUUCUAUUCCUCCCACUUUUGGAUUCCUAUCUGAGCUCAAAGUUCUCACUCUGUAUAAUAAUUCACUGGAAGGCCCUCUCCCGGAUUCGCUAUACAAUCUCAAGAACCUCAGUUUCAUCAAUUUUUGUCACAACAGGCUCACUGGAAGUCUCUCCCCUCUCUUGAAUUCAACUUCUUUAAUAAAAAUAGAUGUCACUAACAACAGCUUCAGUGGAGAAAUUUUGCCCUUCAUUGGCCAGUCGAGAAACCUGACUCGUCUGAGACUUGGCCACAACUCACUGAAUGGUUCGAUUCCAGUCGAAUUAGGCCAACUUGAGAUACUAGACUUCCUUGAUCUUUCCUUCAAUAAUCUCACUGGUGAAAUCCCCUUGGAGCUUUCGAACUGCAAGCAAUUGACUCAUCUCCUUCUCAAUGGGAAUGGGUUAUCUGGAGAGAUCCCUUCUUGGUUCGGAGUCCUGAAUUUGCUUGGGGAACUUGAUCUCUCAUCCAACAAAUUUUAUGGUAAUUUGCCAGCUGAAAUCGGGGAGUGCUCUCGCCUACUCAAGCUUUCCAUUAGCGACAACAAACUCUCAGGUGCAAUUCCAUUGGAGAUUGGGAAUCUCAAUUCUCUGAAUGUCCUUAUACUGCAAAAGAACAACUUCUCUGGAUCAAUACCUUCGACAAUUGCAAACUGCAGCAAGCUUUAUGAAUUGAGAUUAUCUGAGAAUCAUCUCACAGGUUCAAUACCAGAAGCCUUAGGAAUGCUAAGUGAGCUGCAAGUGAUAUUGGAUUUGAGUCGAAACCAGUUAUCUGGCAAAAUCCCUUCGACACUUGGUAAUCUCGUCAAGUUAGAGAGACUAAACCUGUCAUUCAACCAACUGCAAGGACAAAUACCUUCUCUUCUUGAAAAACUAACUAGUCUCCAGUGUCUCAACUUAUCGAACAAUCUUCUCUAUGGCCAAAUUCCCAGUGAGUUCUCCCACUUUCCUGCAACUUCUUUCCUGGGUAAUAAUAAGCUCUGCGGGCAACCACUGAAUUCGUGCAUCGUGUUGUCAAAUCAAUCGAAAGAGGGGCUGUCGAAUGCGGCAGUGGUGUGCAUUAUAGUGGCGAUCGUGUUGACUUCAGCAGCAGUUUGUUUGGUGAUGCUUUACAUAAUGCUGAGGAUUUGGUGCAACUGGAGGGGGGUCUCGGUUUCGAAUUCGGGGGGCGAAGAGGGUGAGGGUAGAUGGGGGAAUGGAGGUGAGAAGAAAAAGAGUGGUGGUUAUUGGAAGGUGAAGUCCGUUAUGUGUGUGAAUGGUGAGUCUGUUGAGGAUAAGCAUAGCUCUUCUGCGUCAGAGGCAUGCAUUCUUGGGAUGAAAGACUCUUCAUUAGUAUAAAAAAGCAAAUGCUUAUUAUUGUUGCGCAUCUUAAUUUGUUCCUUUAUUUUGGUAAUCCUCGUCUUUUUUUUUUCCCCCACUCAAGGGGUGCAUUGAGUGAUGUAUCUAUUGUUCGUGAGGUUUUUAUGUAUAGGAUAUUGCAGAGACAGUUCUUUUUUCUUUUUUUUGGAUUUUAGGUAGUGAAAUCGGUUUUAUUUUAGGUUUUUAAA
Asparagus officinalis (garden asparagus) is the source of this 3391-nucleotide messenger RNA. RefSeq names its product LRR receptor-like serine/threonine-protein kinase GSO1. Bases 288 to 3182 code for a protein of 964 amino acids. The transcript has a single exon. NCBI's taxonomy places the organism in Eukaryota, Viridiplantae, Streptophyta, Magnoliopsida, Asparagales, Asparagaceae. The record is from RefSeq and is a predicted model, not a curated record. Gene Ontology annotation, cellular component: plasma membrane. Gene Ontology annotation, molecular function: protein binding.